Molecule: messenger RNA, 2163 nt
Organism: Didymella exigua CBS 183.55
Lineage: Eukaryota; Fungi; Ascomycota; Dothideomycetes; Pleosporales; Didymellaceae
Exons: 1
Coding region: 1-2163 (720 amino acids)
Biological process (GO): DNA-templated transcription; positive regulation of transcription by RNA polymerase II
Molecular function (GO): zinc ion binding; DNA binding; DNA-binding transcription factor activity, RNA polymerase II-specific
Source: RefSeq, a predicted model, not a curated record
AUGCCUGCCCAAAGUCAGCAAAAGCGUAGAUCAGCCACUCAAGACCCAGAUAAGCCAGCCAAACGCACCAGAGUCUCACGGGCUUGCGACCAAUGCCGAGUAGCUCGUGAAAAGUGCGAUGGCGGCCAGCCAACAUGCUCCACUUGCUUGACAUCGAAGCGAGGCUGCACGUACACAACGAAUCCAAAGAAACGAGGCAUUCAGCCUGGCUACAUCCGUGUUCUGGAGCUGGCGCUGGCAACAUUGUUUCAGCAAAACGCUGAGAAUGAAAGAUAUCUUAACGAUAGAUUAGCAAGGGAGGGGCCAUCCUCACUGUUGCUGAGCCGCGAUUCCAAAGAAUCGAACAAGCUACACAAACAAUGGCGAAAGACAAGAUUUAACAGGGACGUCGACACGUUACUAUCCGGUGGAGAACCAUCACGGCACGACUCAGAUCCGCCAUCGCCAGCAGGUGAUGAAAAUAACUCGGAUGCUGAUGAGCCCGCACCGGCCCCGACACCAAACGAGAACUUUAACGAAUCGCUUCCAUACGACUUAAUCACUCCGCAGUCACUGAUUCAGCAAGUGUCAGCGUUAGCAGAGGGACUGGGUAGAGACGCUUUGUCGAUAACGCUUCCAUUGGACAGCUGGAAACAGAUCGAAAACUACUUCACAUAUACUCAAUGUUGGUUGCCGAUCUGCGAGAAGCAUGACGUACUGAAGCUGUCAUACUCGUACCCCUCAACGGGCAUGCGACUAUCUUUCGACGCACCGGAUUCUGGCUCUCACGCUGAGCUGUGGAGUAUACUGGCUGUCGCGUCGACAUAUGAGCUGAGCAACAGCUCGAACUCCGUCAGUCAUGCCAGCGAGGGCUCAAUGACACCGAAGCAGCUCUACGAUACUGCCAGAUCCCUCAUUCCCCAUGAGUUGGGCUCUUUCGAUCUUGGUCAUGUCAAGGCGCUUCUCAACCUGGCGAUAUUUAGUAUUGCGCAAUCGUUAACAGAGGCCGCUUGGUUCCUAGUCGGCUGCGCUUCACGAGUGCUUGAGAAUGUCGACCAGAUUUCCCUUAUACCCAGCACGCGGCGAAUGCAUGUUUUCGGAGGCUGUCUUGUACUAGAUAGCAUGCUUGCCCUCCAGCUGGGGAGACGCCCAUACUUCCGACAGCAUAAUAUUGAACAGCUCGGACGGAUUGACGAAGAUGGCCUCGAAGAAUGGCAACCGUGGUCUGGUGGUUCCAACACAGCCGCCAUGCAGCAAUCAAGGACGCCACUCCUAGCUUUCAGCAGCUUCCGUCAUCUCCUUGAUGUGCUUGACAUACUUGUAACAAGCGAGCUUGCGUCGCCGUCUGGCCUACCGCUUCAAGACACUGUACAACGACUGAAUGACUGGAAGUCAACGUUGCCUCCCAAGCUCGACUACCUGCAGUCCGAAAAUGCACCGACUCCUUCCACGCCACCGGCUGUGUUACUUCAGUUAACAUACCACUGUACAGCACUGUCAUUGAUGCCUACACAGAAGUGGCUCCAACGAAUCUUGGAGCUACUUGAACCUUCACAUGCCAAGCUAGGCCUAACAAGUUUACCACCAGUUGUGUAUUGCCUCAUGGGAAUCGUCAAGCGACAUAGCACCCACUUCUUGUCAGAUCCAGCACUCCGUGCGCGUAUGCAGAAGCUCCAGACUGAUAUCGAUCGUACAUGGCGAAAGACGAUACCGGACAUACGAUCGCCCCCGAUCCAUUCCAGGCAGUCCAUCUCGGUCAUGCAGAUGCCAACUCCUGACUCAAUACAACAACCUCUUUCUGGCACACAGGCAACGGUGCAGGUCAAUGCAGGGAAUAAUGCGAGAACAGCGCAGAACAGCGGCAGCCUUCCGGAUGUGUUGGGCGCAAACACGAAUCAGCAAAUCGAGUCCUUCAUCAAUGCUUCCCGAUCUGCGCCACCUGAUCCACGCUAUCCAGACAUUCCUGGAGACCUUGAAAGCUUCUUCGACGACCUGGCUUCGCUCGACAACACGAACAAGUUAGAGAACCAGCCACAGUUCAUGCAAAACCUUGGAUUUGCACCGGACGCAAACAUGGCGGAUCUGUUCAGCGAGUUCAUACCGAUGCAGACUUCGGCGUUCGUAGGACAGGAGUCUGCUGAUCUUGGCCACCUGGAUCAUUACAAUUUUUACGAUACGAGCUGA